This is a messenger RNA of Serpula lacrymans var. lacrymans S7.9, 981 nucleotides long. RefSeq lists its product as uncharacterized. The coding region runs from base 579 to 791 and encodes 70 amino acids. Lineage: Eukaryota; Fungi; Basidiomycota; Agaricomycetes; Boletales; Serpulaceae. The record is from RefSeq and is a predicted model, not a curated record. The transcript has a single exon.
UUGAUUAUGGUGUUAACUCUCCAAAAAGUAUGACCCAACGGGCUUUCGAAGGCAGGGAGAGAAAAGCAUUUCGAAAUCUAACCCCAUUCAAGGCGCACUUUGCAUCAGACGAUCAGCACCCACUUCAGACGAUCGACACUCACUUCAUAUCCUCUACGCAUGUCUCAGCCAAUUAUACUAUACGAUUUUCCGGGAAAAGUGCCCGGAAAAGCGCUAUCUGGCAACAUAUUUAAAGCAAGGCGAGUACCGAACCCGUCACGUCCAUGCGAUGAACACAUUUGACUUGCAUGUUUGCUGUUGUAGGUACAUCCUUGCCUACAAAGGCUUGUUUUCAAAUCUGUCUGGAUUGAAUCACCCGAUAUUGAAGAACAAAUGAAGGCCAUUGGCGCCAAACCUACUGGGCACAAGCCUGACGGAAGUGAUUUCUACACUCUACCUGUGAUUUAGGAUCCUUCUACAGGUGCCGUUGUCUCCGACUCUUUCGCCAUCGCAGAAUAUCUCGAAAAGACAUAUCCAUCCACACCGCUGUCUUCCCCCACAGCACUAAAGUUCUCAUCAGCGUCUUCGAUUCCGCUUUCAUGCACGCACUGGCCCCUGCAUUCCCGGUAACGAACGUCACAGUUGCCCCUAAGUUGUAUCCUAGAAGCGAGGAGUACUUUAUGAAGCAGGCUGAGGCUUGGUUUGGCGUCAGGUGGGAGGAUAUUUCGCCUGUAGGUCCAAAGCGCGAGGAGGGCUGGAAAAAUACCAAGGUGGCCCUUGUGGUCAUCGAUGUAUGCAAAGAGUGGUGGUAAGUGGUUAAUGGGAGAUACGUUCUCCUGUGCAGAUAUCAUUGUAGGUGCAUGGAUGAGGUGCUUCAGCGUUGCCUUUGAUAGGGAUCAGUGGGAGGAGAUGAGGCCUUGGCAUGCUAGGGCAGCAUAGUUCAAGAGAUGGACAGGUAUUCCAUUCUGCACUAACGGAUGAGCGAUGUAAUUCCGUGAACAA